This is a messenger RNA of Dinoponera quadriceps, 650 nucleotides long. RefSeq lists its product as uncharacterized. The transcript has 3 exons. The record is from RefSeq and is a predicted model, not a curated record. Bases 235 to 480 code for a protein of 81 amino acids. NCBI's taxonomy places the organism in Eukaryota, Metazoa, Arthropoda, Insecta, Hymenoptera, Formicidae.
UGUUUUCUUUUUACUCUUGCAUUAUAUGCAGAAAGUUAAAAAUGCAUUUUUUCCCUUUUUUAUGCUUAAAUCAGCUGUAAAAAGAGCUAUAUUACAAUCGUCAGCUGUUAUCAGCUGUCAAAAGUCUCUCGAAGACUGUGAAACGUGCGGAGUGUGUGCUUUUGCUAAGGAAUUUACCCUUGAAUUUAUAUUGUGACUGAACAUUUGUAGGAUAACAAUACAAAGCAAGUGAAUAUGGACGACGAGACGUUGAACAGGCUUGCAGUUGAAGCUUUAUUGGAAGAAGCCAAAAUUGGCGCACAAAGGGCAGAAAUAAUGGGACCUAGCGGAUGGGUAAAACCUAAAGAAACUAUCAACAAAAGGUUCCUUCAUUCAACAUUACGAAAUGCAGUAAUAUCAAACAAACAUCGAUCAUUGAAGCAGGAAAAAAUAAAAACUCAACCACCAUUGAAUAAGACGGAUACUGUUAAGAAACCAUAGGCUGUGACAUAUAUAUGUGUAUUAUUCUUGCGUUUGCCUUGAUGUAUAUUCUAGAUAUAUAUAUAUAUAUCUCUUAAGAAUUUAGAAUUUUCUUAGUACACAUACACAGGAAAUAUAUACACGCACACAAAAAUAUAUAUACAUGUUGUUAUUGAUGUAAACGAUCGUAA